This is a messenger RNA of Oryzias melastigma (Indian medaka), 2446 nucleotides long. Its product is annotated as RING finger protein 11. The coding region runs from base 525 to 983 and encodes 152 amino acids. NCBI's taxonomy places the organism in Eukaryota, Metazoa, Chordata, Actinopteri, Beloniformes, Adrianichthyidae. The record is from RefSeq and is a predicted model, not a curated record. The transcript has 3 exons.
CGUGCCGCCAUGCUGGUAAAUCAACCCAAAUUACGACCACGAGAAGAAGAAGAAAGAGAAGCUAGCUAGGAAGCAAAUUGUUUGUCACUCACGAAGUUCAAAUUCUGUGGUAUUCGUUAGAUUUUUCGGUCAGACAGUUCACUUUAACUUUCUGACUGACACUUUACGCUUACAGCGUGUGUAAAAUUUGAACCUUUUCAAAUGAACGGACUUUAUAUAAUCGAAGAAGUCGCUCAGCUGCUCAUUAAAACAAAGUAGUUAGCCAGGGUGCUAACAGAUGUUAGCAAGAGGAGUUCUUUGUUUUAUUUUUCAGGUGAAGAGCCGCGUGACCAUGACGCGAAGCUAGUGUUGACACAUUUUUUAUGUGUUUCACAUUUUAGAAAAACCGUGUCAGUUGCGUAUUUUUAUAUUAAAGAGAGCGAGUUAGUUGACAAACUAACAUUAGCAAACGAGAGCAACUUCUUUCGCUGCAGUUUUGGUCUGCUUUGCUACAUCGGUCGGGGAAGGACGGUGGAGGUGAAGAUAUGGGCAACUGUCUGAAGUCUCCCACAUCGGAUGAUAUUUCUCUGCUGCACGAUUCCCAGUCCGACCGGGCGAGUUUCGGUGACGGCAUGGAUCCGGACCUGGAGCCCCCUCCACCUUACCAGGCACACAUGCCGACAUACCAUCCUACGCCCAGUCAAGCUCGUCUGGCCACCCAGCUCACAGAGGAGGAGCAGAUCCGCAUAGCUCAGCGCAUUGGCCUCAUCCAGCACCUCCCUAAGGGGGUUUAUGAUGGAGGACAAGACGGCUCAGAGAAGAAAAUAAGAGAAUGUGUGAUCUGUAUGCUGGACUUUGUUUAUGGAGACCCCAUCCGAUUCCUGCCGUGUAUGCACAUCUACCACAUGGACUGCAUAGACGACUGGCUGAUGAGGUCCUUCACUUGCCCCUCCUGCAUGGAGCCCGUGGAUGCUGCCCUUCUAUCCACCUAUGAGACCAACUGAUUGAACCCCACCUGUCCCACAGGAUCAAUCACCCCUAGCUGAAGAAAUAGGAGGGCUGCAGAAAAAUGUCUUUCAGUUUGAAUAUUUCCAAGCUCACCCACUGAUUCUUUUGGUUUUUCCCGAUCCCAGGUCAAACUGUUCUCCAAACACGGACAGAUGUGUGGGUCACGCGGCGUCGGCGUGACCACAACCUGUGAGCAUGUCGGAUUUGUGUGAACGAGUUCCCACUUGAGCUGGCCUCAGUGGGAUUUCUCCAAAGCUUAAUUCCACCUGAUGGGGAAAAUGGAUUUAAGUAGUUUAACACGUCAACACGGCCGUACCUGAAGGGUGUUGCUGUUGGAUUAUGAUUGAAUUUUACUGUGUACGCAGUUAGCAAAGCUUUUGAAUCUGCUAAUCGCGCUCCGUCUUCAAAAUGGCCCUAUUCAUUAGUGGGAAUGCAAGGCUCCUGUUUGGAAUUCUAUGAGCCUUUCUAUUCCUCAUUGAGGCAGGAUUUACUAAUAUCACAGUCUACAUAAUUAUCCUAUAGCGUAUAAUUAUGUAGCAUCACGGCUGUCACAGCAUAUUCCUUUUUUUUGAGCUGAAGGGAAAAAGUUACAUGAAUGUUUCAUGUAGAUGAUCUGAUAAAGGGCUCAUUUGUGCAUGGGCAGGUCGGUCCGUCAGACAUUAAACAUGCUUGCACAACUCUUCUACAGAUACAAUUGCACUUUACUUAGAGGACAUUAUGUAAAACAAUAUAUUAAUAUAUAUACCUUAUAACCUUGCACUAUAAAGACUUCAUUCCUUUUUCCUCCUGAGAUGCAAACGUUACUUUGUUGAUGGAGUGUUUUUCCAAGCUGGUAGUCACUGAUCACAUUGCAGUUGAUGAUUCAUUUUCUGUUGUUUGUGAUCCUGUGUGUGUGAAUUUUUGAUUUUAGAUAUUUUCAGGUGAGCGGGACAGAGGCUUGCUCAGCAUGACGCCAGGACGUCUCUGAAGCAAAUAUGUCAAAGGUGUCACGUAAACGGGGUACAUAUAAUAAUGUAGCAGUAAAUAAACGGGUGGUAAUCACAAAUGCCUGGACACAUUUUUUUCUUCGUUUAGAUGUUUAUUUAGUUUUUGCCAUUUUAAAUUUAAACAUAGAAAUGGUCUUUUUAUUAGUUAAUAGAAAUGAAUUCAGCUGUAGCAGUAGUUACAACCAUUCCCUUUGAUUUGUGUUUUUGUUGUGAUAUUUUGUGUUAUGUUUGUGUUCAUUUCGCGUUUGGUUUGUUAACUGGAUUUCUAAAACACUGGUAUUGAGUUGUGCAAACCUCUGUCCCAGUUGUGAAAGAUUUCUUUGAUGGUGUAACAGUAAAAAAAAAAAAAAAACUUUUUUUUGUGCUUUCCCAGUUUGAGUUUCUCUUAAACAUUAAUAUUUCUUGUAUGUGUGUUUUAUUUUGGAAGGCUAAACCAUCACAUAAACAAUAAAAAUAAAUGUUGUUUUCUUCCA